AUGAACACAGCGACCACGGGGAGUUAUCCAAUGGCUUCUCUCUAUGUUGGCGACCUGCACCCCGAUAUCACGGAGGCUAUGCUGUAUGAGAAAUUUAGCCCCGCUGGACCGGUGCUGUCUAUUCGAGUAUGUCGAGAUAUGAUCACCCGACGGUCUCUUGGUUAUGCUUAUGUGAACUUCUCACAGCCCGCUGACGCGGAGAGAGCCCUGGACACCAUGAACUUUGAUGUGGUGAAAGGGAAGCCAAUCAGAAUCAUGUGGUCCCAAAGAGACCCCUCCCUCAGAAAGUCUGGAGUGGGCAAUGUGUUCAUCAAGAACCUGGACAAGUCCAUCGACAACAAGGCCCUGUACGACACCUUCUCCGCCUUCGGCAACAUCCUCUCCUGCAAGGUGGUGUGUGAUGAAAAUGGCUCCAAGGGCUACGCCUUUGUUCACUUUGAGACCCAGGAUGCUGCUGACCGUGCCAUUGAGAAGAUGAACGGCAUGCUUCUCAAUGACCGCAAGGUAUUUGUGGGUCGUUUCAAGUCUCGCAAGGAGCGGGAGGCUGAACUGGGGGCCAAAGCCAAAGAGUUCACCAAUGUCUACAUCAAGAACUUUGGGGAUGAUAUGGACGACGACCGCCUGAAGGAGCUCUUUGACAAAUAUGGUAAAACACUCAGUGUGAAAGUGAUGACAGACCCCACCGGCAAAUCUAGAGGCUUCGGAUUCGUUAGUUAUGAAAAACACGAGGACGCCAAUAAGGCAGUAGAGGACAUGAAUGGCACUGAACUCAACGGCAAGACUGUGUUUGUGGGCCGCGCUCAGAAGAAGAUGGAGCGCCAGGCAGAGCUGAAGAGGAAGUUUGAGCUGCUGAAACAGGAAAGGAUCAGCCGUUAUCAGGGUGUUAACCUUUACAUCAAGAACCUGGAUGACACUAUAGAUGAUGAGAAGCUGCGAAAGGAGUUCUCUCCAUUUGGGUCCAUUACAAGUGCUAAGGUGAUGCUGGAGGAGGGUCGCUCCAAGGGCUUUGGUUUUGUCUGCUUCUCCUCCCCCGAGGAGGCCACCAAGGCCGUGACUGAGAUGAACGGACGUAUCGUUGGCUCCAAACCUCUGUACGUGGCCCUUGCCCAGCGCAAAGAGGAGCGCAAGGCCCACCUCACCAAUCAGUACAUGCAGCGCAUUGCAGGCAUGAGGGCCAUGCCAGCCAACGCCAUCAUUAAUCAGUUCCAGCCCCCCAGCGGCUACUUCAUGCCAGCUGUGCCACAGGCCCAGAAUAGGACUACUUACUAUGCACCCAAUCAGCUGGCCCAGAUGCGACCUAACCCCCGCUGGCAGCAGCAAGGCGGCAGAGGUCAAGGUGGCUUCCAAGGGAUGCCCAACUCGUUACGUCAGCCAGGUCCACGGGCCAACCUGAGACACAUGACUCCCAACACCAGUUCCCAAGGCCCACGAGGUGCUGGCCAGGCCAUGGGUCCCCGUCCCUCCAUGGGAGUCCCUGCGCCCCGGGCCAUGCCGCCUUACAAAUAUGCCACCGGUGUUCGUAACCCCAACCCGCAGGUGGUGCAACCUAUUGCCUUACAGCAGGCUCAACCAGCCGUGCACGUUCAGGGCCAGGAGCCUCUCACAGCCUCCAUGCUGGCUGCAGCUCCCCCUCAAGAGCAGAAGCAGAUGCUAGGGGAGCGACUCUUCCCUCUGAUUCAGGCCAUGCAUGCCAACCUAGCAGGGAAAAUCACCGGCAUGCUGCUGGAGAUUGACAACUCUGAACUGCUACAUAUGCUGGAGUCCCAUGAGUCUCUACGCUCAAAGGUGGAGGAAGCUGUUGCGGUGCUACAGGCCCAUCAGGCAAAGAAAGAUGCUACCCAGAAAGUGGGCGGCAUUGCUACUACUGCUGCUGCUGCCACAUCCUGAAGACGGUGUGCUUUAUGACACUGAGCACAGACAACUGAGCAGCAACGGGGAGAGAGACACUAUACUGACUCCAACCACCAGAGUCCUCUGAACAAAACAAAAACUCAAAAAAAGAGAAAAUAUAAUUUUAAAAACAUACUUGAACAUUUGAAAAAAAAUAAUAAAUAAUAUAUUACAGUACUUAAUUUUCCUAGUUCUGUAAUAGUUUUAAACUGCAUACCAAAAGCAAUAAAUACAAAUGAGGGUGUUCUCUUGAGUCAAGGCCCUUCAUUUUGUGGCUAAGGACAGAACCCUUUUUUUCUAUAAGGAAAAUGAGCAUUGCUCUGUUUCUUUGUUUGAAAGUUUUGUUUGAUUUGCUUUGAGCUGAUGGAUUCCUCCAUCCCAUUAUGUUAUCAUGGGUGUGUGGUAUUCUCAAUAAA
Molecule: messenger RNA, 2306 nt
Organism: Myripristis murdjan (pinecone soldierfish)
Lineage: Eukaryota; Metazoa; Chordata; Actinopteri; Holocentriformes; Holocentridae
Gene: pabpc4
Product: poly(A) binding protein, cytoplasmic 4 (inducible form)
Exons: 15
Coding region: 1-1887 (628 amino acids)
Molecular function (GO): RNA binding
Source: RefSeq, a predicted model, not a curated record